Molecule: messenger RNA, 66 nt
Organism: Debaryomyces tyrocola
Lineage: Eukaryota; Fungi; Ascomycota; Pichiomycetes; Serinales; Debaryomycetaceae
Source: the annotation of a GenBank genome assembly
AUGGAAUCGCAUGAAUUACGUAUUAGAGAAGUUAGGAGUUUUGUCAAUUCUAGUGCACAGAGAUAA